This is a messenger RNA of Papaver somniferum (opium poppy), 657 nucleotides long. Its product is annotated as troponin T, fast skeletal muscle-like. NCBI's taxonomy places the organism in Eukaryota, Viridiplantae, Streptophyta, Magnoliopsida, Ranunculales, Papaveraceae. The transcript has a single exon. The coding region runs from base 1 to 657 and encodes 218 amino acids. The record is from RefSeq and is a predicted model, not a curated record.
AUGACGAGUGAUAGUGAGAAGGAACGCGAGAUGACUCCAGAAAAUGGAGGUCAAGAUGAGGUAAAGCAAAGUGGAAAGACAAAGAAAGGAAAAACGGCUGAAGGAAGCGAGGCAUCGAGAAGGGAGAAAGAAACCCCUAUUGUUAAAGGAAAACGAACUCCGCGAGGAGGAGCAAAGAUAAACACUUCUAAGCGUAAAAAGGCUUUGAAACAAGAGGCUGAUGAAAGCGUUGAAUUGCAUGAUUCUCUAGGUAAAAGGAAAAAGGCUUAUGAAGAAGAAGAAAUGCAGCGAUUGAAGGAGGAACUCUACCAAGAAAGACGAAAGAAGGAAGACUUAGUGAAGGAAUGCAUAAGGUUGGAAAGACAAAAUGAGAAGCUUAUAAUUAAGAACAAUCAUUUAAAAAGGAAGCAAGAAGGGAGUAGUGCACAAAGAGGAGAAUAUGCUCCGAAAAGGAUAGCUGAAGGAUGUCGCGACUACCGGCAAGAUAACAAGGGGAGAGGGGAACAAAACGAACGAGAAGACUUAAAGAGGACCAUAGAGAACAGCAGGAGGGAAUUCAGAGAAAGAGAGUAUCUAAUGCAGCAAUCGACGAUGGCCGACAGGAGAGGAAACAAUACCCAAAUAAUAGAAAGGCAACCGGGCUGCAACCCAAAUUAA